UUCUUAAAAAGGAAAAUAGAGUUUGGUAAUAACACUAAUAUGAAUCUGACAUAUUCUCCGGAAAGUGUUAUGUGAAAGGAGCUCCGUUGCAAAAAAUAUUUGAUUUCCAUAACACUAAUCUCGAUCUACACAAGCUGGUGAUGAAAUAAUCAUAAUGUCGUCGAGAACGCCGUGCAGAUCGCUGGUCCCGGACAUGGAUCACCACGUCAAGCGCAUGCUCAAGCUCAUCGAUGAGGACGCCGACACCUUCACCAAAAAGGUCGAACUCUACUACCAGAGACGCCCCGAGCUCAUCGCCCUCCUCGAGGAUCUCUACCGGAUGUACCGCUCCCUUGCCGAGCGCUACGACCACGUCACCGGCGACCUCAGGAAGACCAUGCCUUCCGAUCUCCAAUCCCAGUGCUCCGGGAUCACGGAUCUCGGAUCCGACCCCCCCUCCACCAUGCCCUCCCCUGGGGCCAGCCGCGCCGCUGGAUUCGACUUCUUUUUAGGCCAUCACGGAAAGGAGGGGGAUGAUCAGUCCUCCAUUUUGGAGUUUGGAUCGGAACCUGACGAUUCCCCUGUGAAUUACUACUCGAGCAUGCAUAGCAACGACGACGAGGUGGCGAAGGAGAGGAGCGCCGCCGGCAAUGGCGAAGUUUUGGAGUCGGAGUGCAAGAUUCUGACGCUGUGGGAGGAGCACCGCCUCACACGCGAGAAACUGCUGGCGUCGGAGCAGGAGGUGGCGCGGCUGAGGCAAGAUCUCACGAGCAAGGGAUUUCCAUUGCAGAAUUUGCAGCAUCAGCUCAAAGUCAUGCAGAAGGAGAUCUCUGACCUGAGAGAGAAGCUCGACGAAGAGAAGGAUGAGACUGCGAAGCUGCAUGAGACCAUCGCCAAGUACAAGGCCAACGUUGCAGAGCUUGAGGCCGGGAAGGUGGAGAUGGAGGAAAAGUAUGGCUUGGAAAUCGAGCAGUUGAAGGCGGAGAUAGAGGAGCUGCAGGAGAAGGAGGAGACGGAGAUGAACGAGAAAGAUGAUCGGAUUGACCAGAUGAGCAGCCAUCUGCACCAGAUGCAGGUGGAGCAAGUCGAUCUGAUGGCCGGAGCUGAAGCUGCACGUAAGGUGGCGGAGGAGCUCCGGUUGAAGAUUAAGGAGCUGGAGAGAGAGGUGGAGAAGAAGCAGCAGAUCAUAGCAGCAGGUGCAGAGGAGAAGCGCGAAGCCAUAAGGCAGCUCUGCUUCUCUCUUGAGCAUUAUCGCAACGGCUACCAUUGCCUCCGCGACGUCGUCAUGGGGCAGAACUCGACUACAUCUUAAGCUUACUUUUGUGAUAUUUUGUCUGGUCUGUUGCAGUCGUCUUCUUGUUCAUAAGUAGGUCUCUGGUCUAGGUGAGUCUUUUUGGCGUUGUUUGUGUCGAAAAUUCAUGUAUCGUCCUCUUUUUCAUGGUGUGUUUUUGCAAUUCCAGACUAUUGGAAAAAAUAAAACCCAACUGUGUAGUUUUCA
Messenger RNA from Salvia hispanica, 1477 nucleotides. RefSeq lists its product as uncharacterized. The record is from RefSeq and is a predicted model, not a curated record. Gene Ontology annotation, molecular function: actin binding. NCBI's taxonomy places the organism in Eukaryota, Viridiplantae, Streptophyta, Magnoliopsida, Lamiales, Lamiaceae. Gene Ontology annotation, cellular component: vacuolar membrane.